Molecule: messenger RNA, 720 nt
Organism: Limanda limanda (common dab)
Lineage: Eukaryota; Metazoa; Chordata; Actinopteri; Pleuronectiformes; Pleuronectidae
Product: collagen alpha-3(V) chain-like
Exons: 7
Coding region: 1-720 (239 amino acids)
Biological process (GO): translational elongation
Cellular component (GO): nucleus; cytoplasm
Molecular function (GO): extracellular matrix structural constituent
Source: RefSeq, a predicted model, not a curated record
AUGGAAAGCUACCAGAUCUCCUACUGCCUGGACAGCCGGGACCCUCUGCGCUGGACCACGGUGGAGGAGCAGACCUACGUGUUCCGGCUCAACGCUCGCACGGCGGUGGGCUGGGGUGAGGAGCAGGAGGCCCGGGUGGUCACCACGGAACGCAGAGGCGAGUACUGGAUCGAUCCCAACCAGGGUUGCCAUCGAGACUCCUUCAAAGUGUUUUGUAACUUCACCGCACAGGGCGAGACGUGUCUGCACCCGGACAAGAAGUUCCAGUCGGUGAAGUUGGCUGCCUGGAAAGGGGAGAAGCCCGGCACAUGGUACAGUCAAUUCAGGAAAGGAAAACAGUUUUCUUACUCUGGGACGGACGGCGUUCCCAUCCACAUCGUUCAGCUGAACUUCCUGAAGCUGCUGAGCGCCACAGCCACACAGAGCUUCACCUACCACUGCCUCAACUCUGCCGCCUGGCUGCACACCGCCACCUACGGCCACGAACACGCACUGCGCUUCAGAGGCAGCGACGGGGAGGAGAUGACACAUGAGAACACACAUUACAUCAGUGCACUAUAUGACGGAUGUCAGACACGCUCAGGGCAGGAGAGGACUGUGCUGGAGUUCCAGGCUCCUCUCUCCACCACGCUCCCCCUCAUGGACGUGACCGUGUCCGACUUCGGAAACGGGAACCAGAAAUUCGGUUUCCAAGUUGGCCCGGUCUGCUUCAACGGUUAA